This is a messenger RNA of Pyricularia oryzae 70-15, 1851 nucleotides long. RefSeq lists its product as uncharacterized. Lineage: Eukaryota; Fungi; Ascomycota; Sordariomycetes; Magnaporthales; Pyriculariaceae. Bases 373 to 1698 code for a protein of 441 amino acids. The record is from RefSeq and is a predicted model, not a curated record. The transcript has 2 exons.
GCCUGGGCUAGUCUAGCAAAUGAAGGAUCAAUGACAGCGGUUGCAGAUCGUCGUAGGUCAAGUCGACUGGAGUAGGUACGCAACUAUCAAAUAUGUAUAUUUACGUCAAAAGCCUCACCCUCGAUCCAUGACAACCUUUCUUUUGCUACACACGCAUUGCCAGCAGUCCCUCGUGAUCCAUUCAUUCAUUCUCUAUUCCUUAUUCUUGUGCCUCGACGGCCUUUCAUUCUUGCCAUUUGAGCAUUUUUACCUUCAAGUCUUUCAUUACCAACCACCCUGCAGAGCAGAUUACCAUUCGUUCAUUUUUUCCCUCUUCUCCAACCGCCACUUUCACAUUCUUUUCUUUUCCUACAUCACAUAACAUCAGCCAUCAUGCUCUUCACCUUCUCCACCGCAGUCGCAGCUUAUGCCGCACUAACGUCGGCCGCCACCAUAAAACACUUGCCUCGUGCAGUGACGUCGCUGAACGGUGAGGCGACGGUCGAGGCGCACCAGCGGGACAACGGCGCCACCCGGGCCUUUUCCAGCGUCCAGAUCAAGACAUCAGACGGCAAGUGCCUGUCCGUCGACAAGUUCUCGGGCGACUUCCGCGCCAACCUCACCCCGAUCCAGGUAUCCGAUUGCGGAAGCACAGACGGCCAGAAUUGGGACAUCAUCACCAGCGGGCUGCACAACAACGUGCCCGGGUCGGCGCUCGUCGUCAGCACCCUGACGCAGGCCUGCUUCAACUUUGACCCUCGCCGCAAGGCGGGCAACCAGGCUCUGCUGUUUUCGUGCGGCGGCCGCGCCGACGGCAGUGGCAAGGUGACCAACUCGCAGCUGUUUCCGUUUGCCGGUGGCGCGGGCCCGCUCACGUUCCGCCCCGACAACUCCCCAGAUACGUGCUUCACGGUAAAGGGAGAUGUCAUUGAUGUCGCACCCUGCCAGAGUGGCGAGGCCAGUCAGACGUUCACUCUGGGCGGCGCCGCGGCCGACAACAACAAUAACAACGGCGAAGCUGGCAGCGGCGAGGUAGCAAAGCCCGCCGAGAGCAAGACUGGCACAGCAAAGGCUAGCCCCACCAAACGCCCAGCGACGGAGCAGCCCGCUGCGGCGCCGACGGCUGCCCCGGGAACUGGGAGUGGGAGCGGCAACGCCGUCGUGGCCAUCCCCAACCCGACGGCCGCCGUGCCCGUCUCGCGAGCAGGUGGGACCCUCAACCCGACCGCUGCCGCAGAGGCUAAUGAACGGGACGACACAGCGACGCGAGCCUUCACGAGUGUCUCCAUCCAGACGUCGAGCGGCAAGUGUCUGUUUGUGGACCCCACGGCCGGCGACUUUCGACAGAACCUGAUUCCCGUUUCUCUGGUGGACUGCUCCGGUACCCCCAACGAAAAGUUUGAUCUGAUCACGGCUGGCAAGCACAACGACGCAAAGGGCGCCGCGCUUCUGGUCAGUAGCCUGACCAACGGCUGCGUGUCCCCGGACUCGAGGAGGCAACCCGGUGACACGGUGACAGUGUUUAGCUGUGGCGGAAGGGCAGCUGGCGAGGGUAAGACGAACUCGGGGCAGACUUUCCCCUUUAAUGGAACGGAGACGUCCUUUGUGUUCGCCCCUAGGAGCGAUAACGGGAAACUGUGUGUUAUUCCAGGCAAUGGCAGGCUUGAGGCGGGACCAUGCCCAACUGAUGGGAGCCAGAUUUUCAAGAUUGUCCAGUAAAGCCAGGUGGGCUCUUUGAACUAUAAAGGAGGGCAUGUACUUAUAUGGGACCAUUGAAUGUACAACAGGGACUUGCUUACCAUUCUUAUUGGGCCGUGAAAGUCUAUAAUAUCUGAUCUUUUGUGAAUCGUCUCCUCCAGAGGCCCUUUCAAC